Messenger RNA from Symbiodinium sp. CCMP2592, 1674 nucleotides. The record is from the annotation of a GenBank genome assembly. NCBI's taxonomy places the organism in Eukaryota, Dinophyceae, Suessiales, Symbiodiniaceae.
AUGGGAAAUGUGACUGCCCAAGCAGAUCUCUUUGUUUGCGCCGAUCCGGAAGAUCAUGGCAUGUUGAGACUUGCAAACUUCUCCAACCUGGUGUCCUACGGAACAUCAGAUCAGGAUAGCGGCUACCGCUCAGAUCUGAAAGGAGCAAAAAGCGGACUGGCAGAGUGGUGGCGCUUGCAACAGUGUUGGAAGCGCGUGCAAGACUUCGAGGAACACCACGGGCCGGUCUGCUCACACAUCAUGUCUGCAGGAGAGGUAGCAGAUCCUGAAGCCAUAUCGGAAACUUCUGUCUGCCACAAUCCGAAGGCGGCACGCGACAAGUAUGGCGCCCAGUUGGACAAGGUCUUCUUUGCCAACAGGGACCAUGUCUUUGGCGGCUCCCGCCGAGGAUUCGAACGGGCAGCAACGAUGAUGUCCCGGAUUGAGAGUGAUUACUUCCGCAAGACGUUGACCACGUACUAUCCGUUGGAUUGGGACCUGGUGCUGAAUUCAGACUGGAACGGUCAGUUGCACUGGUCGGGCAUUGUCUUCCCACGUGACGUGCUAGAUCCUGAGCAUUGCUGCAGUCAGCAGGAUCUGGAGAAGAAGCUGGCGCAAUUGAAAGAGUUCGAUAAGAACGGCACGCGCGUGGAUGGCAAAGUGUGUCUCAGCUCUUACAGCUUCGCUCCGGACACAAUGCGGUUCCAGUCUGAGGUAUCUUUCCUCCUUGACAUGCUGCGAGGUGGAAUCGAGAUGCAUGACCGCAUUGAGGAGCAAUUUCGGAACUUUACCAACCUCGUGCGAUACAGGACGGCGGAGGAUGACGGGGGGUACAAGGCAGACUUGAAGAACAUCGAUCAGCCUAUGCGAUAUCAUGAGCCUGGCACCCCCCCCGGCCAGAAGUCAAUACAGUGGUGGCGCUUGCAGCAGUGUUGGGGGCUAGUGCAGCAAUACGAGAAGCGCUUUGGCUUCAGGUACGACUUUUAUUACAAAACGCGGACAGAUUGUGAUAUGCGUGGGGGGUGCUACACGUGCCUGGGCGCGUACGAGGCGGCCACCAAAAAGUAUGGUGCCCAGUUGGACAAGGUCUUCUUUGCCAACAGCGACCGUGUCUUUGGCGGUUCGCGUCCAGGAUUCGAACGGGCAGCGACGAUGAUGUCCCGGAUUGAGAGUGAUUACUUCCGCAAGACGUUGACCACGUACUACCCCUUAGAUUGGGACUUGGUGCUGCGUUCAGAAUGGCGUGGUCAGUUGCACUGGUGGGGCAUUGUCUUCCCGCGCGAUGUGCUUGAUCCUCGGCAUUGCUGCGACUUCAAGCAUAUCAAAGACAAUCUGGCACGGCUGAAAGAGUUUGACAAGAAGGGUAUGCACGUGGAUGGCAAAGUGUGCAACUUGAAGGGCGUGGCAAUGCGUGCAACCGCCCUGAGCGUGAGCGUGGCCGUGCGCAGUGGCACGACCCCGAUCCUAUUACUGGACCCUACAGAGGUGGAGGAGACCGGCAGUGAUGCUUUGAUCACCGUGGCCGUUGAUGGCAGCCGUGGGCAAAUGGUCUCCUGCAUAUCAGGCCGAAUUCCACUCGAUGCCCCUACCUGGGCGAGCUGCCUAGAAGCUGCCACAAAGUCGUGCAAAGUUCUCGAGGCUUUUAUCCGCAUGAGCCUGCAGAAGCGGCUUGAGACCUUCCUGAAGCCGGGCUGA